Messenger RNA from Aplysia californica (California sea hare), 276 nucleotides. Its product is annotated as valine--tRNA ligase. Gene Ontology annotation, biological process: valyl-tRNA aminoacylation. Gene Ontology annotation, cellular component: cytosol. Gene Ontology annotation, molecular function: ATP binding; valine-tRNA ligase activity. The record is from RefSeq and is a predicted model, not a curated record. Lineage: Eukaryota; Metazoa; Mollusca; Gastropoda; Aplysiida; Aplysiidae.
GACCUGGAGGCGCGUUUAUGUGCGGGUAACCUUGACCCCCGAGAGGUCGCGCGGGCCAGGGAGGGUCAGAGGUUGGCGUACCCAGAGGGCAUUGCGCGCUGUGGGGCGGAUGCUCUGAGGAUCACUCUGCUGGCAUACAACGUCAAGAAUUUAGACAUCAACUUCAACGUGGCGCACGCGGAGAGCAACAAGCGAUUCUGUAACAAAAUCUGGCAGUCUUUCAAGUUCAUCCUGUCCAAAAUUGGGGACGGCCCUUUCCAGUCUACGGAUUUCAAG